UUGACAUCAACACAGACGCCCCGCUGGGUAUAUGAGUCAAGAGAGCAUUUUCAUGUUUUUCCAUCCACUGGACAUUUGGCGAGGUUGAGGACAAUUUAGGCUAUUGAACAACAGCAAACAUGAAACGUGGAAUUUACAAGACAAACAUCUGUCGCAGUAUCUGCUUGGAUUUGAAUGGACUUAUGAAGUAGCCUAAAGAACGSCUAUCUAAAAAAGAACAAAUAGCGUGCAUUUGAUAGCCUACUUCUGGAUUGGAAACAUGAACGAUACACGUAAUUCCUCUACACAUACGUUGCCUGACAAGACAGCAGAAGCGAUGGCUGUACCCGUAUUAAUGUUUGCAGUUGGUGUCAUUGGAAAUAUAAUAGCAAUAGCCGCUCUUUCUGGAUCUAAGCAGGAGCGCAAAUCCUCCGCGUUCUUCGCCCUAGUUUGUGGUUUGGCUGUUACGGAUCUGCUUGGGACUUGUUUGGCCAGCCCAAUCACUAUAGCAACUUACCUCAAUGAAAAUGUGUUAUAUGAUAAUACUGACCUUUGUGAAUUCCAUUCCUUUUUGUUGCUGUUCUUCGGAGUGGCUGGGCUAAGUAUUAUAUGCGCAAUGUCUGCUGAGCGCUACCUCGCGAUAUGCUGCCCUUACACUUACCAAAGAUGGGGAAUUGACCAACAUUUUGCACGCAAGUGCUUGUUUUGCAUUUAUCUCAGCAACAUUGCAUUUUGUUGUCUCCCAGUGAUGGGCAUGGCUGGAAGCAUUUGUCAGCCCUCCAAAACGUGGUGCUUCAUCAACUGGAGGGCUGAUAAGACACUGCCUGCAACAUAUUCGUUUUUAUAUGCCAGUGUGAGUUUUUUAUUGAUAUUGAUGACGAUAGUACUCAACUUUGUCGUUUGUGGCACUCUGUUGAUAAUGCGUCGCAGGAAAAUCCAAAGUCCAGUUACAAGAGGGAGCACACGGGCGCGCUGGAGAGCGCUUUCCUCCGGUGUGGAAGCGCAAAUGAUGACGGUGCUCAUGGUGACCUCCGUGGUUGUUUUAGGUUGCUCAGCGCCGCUGGUGGUACGCGUAUUUUCUAACCAGAUAACAUGGGCAGAGAAUUCACAUGCAGAUUUGAUGGCUAUUCGGAUCGCCUCGGUCAACGCCAUCCUUGACCCUUGGAUCUACAUCCUCCUGAGAAGGACUUUGUUCCGUAAGAUUCAGAGAUUCUCUAAAGUGUUUUACAGUAGUCGCAAAGGCAAAGCACCCAUGUUGCCAGUAAAAUCAUCACAAAGGACAUUCCACUACCAAGGAGACAUUACAAACACCCAUGUAUUCACACCUCUGUGA
This is a messenger RNA of Salvelinus sp. IW2-2015, 1312 nucleotides long. RefSeq names its product prostaglandin E2 receptor EP4 subtype-like. Bases 260 to 1312 code for a protein of 350 amino acids. The transcript is spliced from 2 exons. Gene Ontology annotation, molecular function: prostaglandin E receptor activity. Lineage: Eukaryota; Metazoa; Chordata; Actinopteri; Salmoniformes; Salmonidae. The record is from RefSeq and is a predicted model, not a curated record. Gene Ontology annotation, cellular component: plasma membrane. Gene Ontology annotation, biological process: inflammatory response; adenylate cyclase-activating G protein-coupled receptor signaling pathway; positive regulation of cytosolic calcium ion concentration.